AUGAGUGAGAAACUUGCGGCCCUUGGCCUUGCGCCUGAAGAUGAUCUUGCGCCCAGUUUUGAAUCGAGUAUCGCCGAGUCUCGCUGGGAUAUAUUCAUUGGGCAGGCCGCAUUGGUCCUCAAGAUCGACCUCGUUCCACUAGCCUGGGUGAGCGGCGAUAUAGACGAUGAGAGUCGAGCCAACUCGACCAGCCGUGUUUGGCGAAUCGCUCGAUCGGAAAACGAAGAUGAGCGCGAGGCGAGAAGUGGUCGGAAAGAAGCGUUCAGCGCCAUCUGGGUUGUCCAGUGGGUUUUGAAGUCUGUUGCUGCUCGAGUUGGGUCUGGACCCGGCUGCACCCGGGGAGUGCCCCAGCGGAGAUUGGCCCCAGCCAGCCGAGAUAUCCCCCUCGGCAUACCAGGCUGUCCAGCCCACGAAGCACCCGCCAGCAACCAUGUGGAACCAGCUCGCCACCCGCUCCCUCCUCCGCUCCGAGCCCCGUCGAUCAGCUCCAGUGCUCUCGGCCCUGCCGCCCAUCUCACCCGCCGAUGGACCAAGGAGCAGGUCAAGGACGUCUACGACAGCCCCUUGAUGGAGCUCGUCUUCCGAGCAGCUACCACCCAUCGGGCCUACCAUGACCCAAGCAAGGUCCAACUGUGCACCCUUCUCAACAUCAAGACUGGCGGCUGCACCGAAGAUUGCUCUUAUUGCGCCCAAUCUUCUCGCUAUUCGACCGGCCUCGAAGCCUCUAAGCUGAUCGACAUCGAGCCUGUCCUAGCUGAAGCGCGGAAAGCUAAGGCUAACGGAUCGACUCGCUUCUGUAUGGGCGCCGCAUGGAGAGACAUGAAUGGCCGAAAGAACGGCUUCAAGAAGAUCUUGGAGAUGGUCAAGGAAGUCAGAGCGAUGGGGAUGGAAGUGUGCACGACGCUCGGAAUGCUAUCGGCGGAGCAAGCGGCGCAACUGAAGGAAGCCGGGCUGACGGCGUACAACCACAACUUGGACACCUCGCGGGAGUACUAUGGGAAAGUGAUCACGACGCGGUCGUACGACGAGCGCCUGGAGACGCUGGCGAAUGUGCGCGACGCCGGCUUGUCGGUCUGUUCCGGCGGGAUCAUCGGGCUCGGCGAGGCCGACGAGGACCGGAUCGCCUUGAUCUGCCAGAUGAGCCAGCUCCCUGCGCCCCCCGAAUCUUUCCCCGUCAACGCUCUCGUGCCUAUCCCCGGAACCCCUCUGGGGGAGAACGAGCGCGUCAGCUUCCACGAAAUCUUGCGCACUAUCGCCACCGCUAGAAUCGUCCUCCCAACAUCGAUCGUCCGGUUCGCGGCGGGAAGAAACACCUUCAGCGAGGCCGAACAAGCGAUGUGUUUCAUGGCCGGCGCGAAUGCAAUCUUUACGGGCGAGAAGAUGUUGACGACGCCGACGUCCGGCUGGGAUGAAGACAUCUCGAUGUUCAGUCGCUGGGGCAUCACGCCCUUAGGCUCCUUCGCCGCGGACAAAUCCCAGGACGCUUCUUCUUCUUCCAGCGCCGAGACUAUCGCCGAUAGCCGCGCGAGCAGCGCCCAGGCUCCGGCGGUCCAGAUCACCGCCUGA
Puccinia triticina is the source of this 1566-nucleotide messenger RNA. RefSeq lists its product as uncharacterized. The coding region runs from base 1 to 1566 and encodes 521 amino acids. Gene Ontology annotation, cellular component: mitochondrion. The record is from RefSeq and is a predicted model, not a curated record. The transcript is spliced from 10 exons. Gene Ontology annotation, molecular function: 2 iron, 2 sulfur cluster binding; biotin synthase activity. Gene Ontology annotation, biological process: biotin biosynthetic process. Lineage: Eukaryota; Fungi; Basidiomycota; Pucciniomycetes; Pucciniales; Pucciniaceae.